Messenger RNA from Rhipicephalus sanguineus (brown dog tick), 1725 nucleotides. Its product is annotated as cholinesterase 1-like. The record is from RefSeq and is a predicted model, not a curated record. Gene Ontology annotation, cellular component: plasma membrane. Gene Ontology annotation, molecular function: acetylcholinesterase activity. Gene Ontology annotation, biological process: acetylcholine catabolic process; choline metabolic process. NCBI's taxonomy places the organism in Eukaryota, Metazoa, Arthropoda, Arachnida, Ixodida, Ixodidae.
AUGCUUAAGGAGCUCCCAAGCCUCGGGACCGCCACCAUCAUCACUUCGCGCAUCAUUUCUACAUCGGAGUCGCGCAUCCCGCGACCGAAGAAGUUUCAGGCCUCAAAAUUUGGCAAGCAGCGUGCCGCCCCUCUGAUGGCAAAAUUCGCCAAGGCGGCAGAGCAUUCGACGUGGAGAGGACGACUUCUCAAGGUCACGUGGGCGGAAGGAGGACUGGAGUGCUCGGCCGCACAGUGGAAGAGUAUCGCGGGAUUCCUUACGCGCGGCCGCCUACUGGGACGGCUACGGUUUCGCCCGCCCGAAGCGCUAAAAAGCUGGGACGGCAUCUUAGACGCCACAACUAGAAGGACUGCCUGCCCACAAGUCGCAAUUAGUCCCCUGUUGGAUAGCGGCGUAGUGUACACCGAGGACUGCCUACAUCUGAACGUAUGGACCCCCGCGGCACGCUACCGAACUCCCGCUCCCGUACUCGUGGUAAUCCACGGCGGAGGCUUCUCCCAAGGCUCCGCGGGCGUCGAGGUCUUCAACGGCGCGAUCUUGGCCGCCAGGACCGGCUUCGUCGUCGUGUCCUUCAACUACAGGCUCGGCAUUCUGGGAUUCCUGGACGCCAACUCAACGGAUGCGCCCGGGAACGUGGGUCUGAUGGACCAGAACUUGGCGCUUCAGUGGAUACAGGAACACAUUCACAACUUCAGGGGCGACCCGUCGAAAGUGACCAUCGUCGGCGUGAACGCGGGAGGUAUCAGUGCACACGCUCACGUAAUCUCGCCGAUGAGCAGAGGGCUCUUUCAAAGAGCAUGCCUUAUGAGCGGAACGUUCAACAGCCCAGAUUUUGUCGACCAUGCGAGCGACAGCGUGAGAAAAGGGAACGUCGUGGCAAGGGCCGUUGGUUGCGCCGACGGUAACACCACCUUGGCCUCAAACCCGGUAUCGGUAUUGGCGUGCCUGCGAAGCAAAAGCUCCGACAAGCUCGUGCAUGCGGCAACCGAAAGUUUCAAGCCCAAGAUAUUCCCAUUCUUGCCGACGUACCCAAACCAGUUCAUGCCCAAAGAUCCGGCUCUAGCGGUAAGAGAAGGCUUGUUCAAUCCGGCCGACUUGAUAGUCGGAGGGACCACGGAUGAAGGAGCGAUGGCACUGCUGUACCCACACCGAGAGGAACUGUUGCUGGAGAAGGUCGAAGGUCUGGACGAGAAAGGCUUUGAUAGGUCUCUGCGCGAGACUAUCUCCUCCUGGCUGAAGAACAACUCCUCGAAGAACCUCGCAACCUACACUGCCAAGGCGAGAGACAAGGCUGCCCUGAGACGCGCUUACGUGGACUAUCUCUCGGACAGGACGUUCGUGUGCCCGAAGCACUUCACGGCCGAGGGUCAUUCCAAGCACGGCCGUUCCGUGUACACCUACGUAUUUGCCUACCGAUCGGCAGACAGUCUCUUGCCCACUUGGAUGGGCACGCCGCAUGGCUGGGACUUGGCCUAUAUUUUCGGCUUGCCGCUCAUUCAACGGAAGCGGUAUGACCUCAAUGACGCCGCCAUGUCCGAUGUUUUCAUGAUGAUGUUCUCGACGUUUGCUUCCACGGGGGUGCCCCAGCUACCGAUGGGGAAGCAGUGGCCAAAGUACAGCGCGGAUAACCCUGUUUCCGUGUACUUCGACAAAGAGAACAUCACAAGCGUCGUUGGUUUUCGCAAGCAAUACUGCAACGUGUGGACACCCGACGCGCAAAAUUAG